Messenger RNA from Strongyloides ratti, 534 nucleotides. Its product is annotated as Nematode fatty acid retinoid binding family-containing protein. NCBI's taxonomy places the organism in Eukaryota, Metazoa, Nematoda, Chromadorea, Rhabditida, Strongyloididae. The record is from RefSeq and is a predicted model, not a curated record. The transcript is spliced from 2 exons. Gene Ontology annotation, molecular function: lipid binding. Bases 1 to 534 code for a protein of 177 amino acids.
AUGAUUAAUAUAAGAAAAUAUAUUUUAAUAUUUGUUUUACUUACUACUAUUAAUGGAAAAGCAAUAAUAACAAAAACAGAUGGAGAAAUAAUAGAAGGAAUAUUACCAGAAGAAAUUUUACAAUUUGCCAAAGAUAUGACACCUAGUGAUAUAAAAAUUCUUACAGAAUUAAGUUCAAUGAAAUAUCAAUUUGGAAGUCAAAAUGAAUUGAUUGAAGCAAUCAAAGAAAAAUCACCAGAAUUAGCUAUAAAAAUUGAACAUUUAAUGCAAGGAAUUAUGGAAAAGUAUAAUACUCUUUCAGAUGAAUCAAAAAAUUUUAUUAAAGAAUUAGGUGAAAAAUUAAAAAAUUUUAAUACACUUUCAACAAAAGUUAAUAAAAUUGAACAACUUAAAGUUUUUGCUACAAAUUUUCUUCCAGCAUAUAGUAAACUUUCUAAUAAUGCUAAAGAAGAAUUAAAACAAAUAUUUCCAAUGUUUGACUUUUUAUCAAUAACUUUACCAAAGAUUGUUAAUAUAGACUCAAGUUAUGAUUAA